AUGAACGCCGGUCACGAGAUACGCCUCGAGACGACCACUAUUCGAGCUCAAGACGACGCGACGAAGACCGUCGGAGCUCUCGCCGGGACAGUUCUCGACGGAGAUCAUCCCGCAGUCCAGUUGAAAGGACCAGCGCCCGAAGUGAUCGAGAUCGACCUCGCCGUGAGCGCAGAGAGCGCUCAACAAGCUCACAUGGUGAAGACCGCCACAGACACAGACACCGCAGCCACCGACACCGUGAUUCCCGCCGCGAAGAUGAAGGACGAUCAUCUCGAAGACAUCGCCGCAUUGGAACGACGAGGCCCCCUCCCCUCGCAAUCCGACGCAUUCACCGAUGUAGCGCAUCCAGGAGAGGCACCUGCGCCGGAAAAGCAAAAGCCGAACUUCAACCCCACGGGUAGACUCGCGGCAGAAACCAAUACAGUUCAAGUGGGCGGCGCGGAAAUAGUUUUGAAAUACCACGAACCUCCAGAGGCGCGCAAGCCGCCCCCCAAGGAACCCUGGCGCAUGUAUGUGUUCAAAGGGGCCGACUUGCUGGAAACUGUUGAAUUGGCUGAACGCAGUUGUUGGCUGAUCGGUCGAGAGCGAAUGGUGGUAGACUUCCCACUCGACCAUCCCAGCUGCUCGAAGCAGCAUGCAGUGCUACAAUUCCGAUUUGUCGAAAAGCGCAAUGAAUACGGUGAUCGCAUUGGCAAGGUCAAGCCCUAUCUGAUUGAUCUUGAGAGUGCAAAUGGAUCGAGCAUUAACGGGGAGACCAUUCCCGGUGGUCGCUACGUGGAAGUAAUGGACAAGGACGUGGUUCGCUUCGGCCUGAGUUCACGCGAAUACGUUCUCAUGCUGCCUCCCAGCUGA
This is a messenger RNA of Penicillium griseofulvum, 852 nucleotides long. Its product is annotated as putative FHA domain protein SNIP1. Lineage: Eukaryota; Fungi; Ascomycota; Eurotiomycetes; Eurotiales; Aspergillaceae. Gene Ontology annotation, cellular component: nucleus. The coding region runs from base 1 to 852 and encodes 283 amino acids. The transcript is spliced from 2 exons. The record is from RefSeq and is a predicted model, not a curated record. Gene Ontology annotation, biological process: mRNA splicing, via spliceosome; maintenance of RNA location. Gene Ontology annotation, molecular function: protein binding; mRNA binding.